AUGGCGCCGAUAAAGCGCAAGGGGAAUGCCCCCGAAGAAACGGCUGCCCGUCAGCCCCAAAAGCGCGCCAAGGUCGGAGCAGAGGAGUUCAAGGACCAGAAGCCCAAGGAUACCGCCCCGAAGGCUUCGGAGCUCUCCAUUCUGCGUGAUGAUGAACCAUCUUUCCCCCGUGGUGGUGCUAGCGUUUUAACCCCAUUGGAGCGCAAACAAAUUCAGAUCCAGGCUACCAAGGAUGUCCUAUUUGAACAAAAGGGCUCCAAGGGUCCCAAGAAACCCACCCGCCAACAUGACGACGAAAACGACGAUGAGGAUGAAGACGACGUUGAUAUGGAGGAUGAAGACACCACAGCCCCCGCCAAGAAGUCCCGCAAGAAGAAGACCAAGGGCAAGAAGUCCGAUGAUAAGGAAACUGCAGAGAAGGUUGCUCGCAUUGAGUCCCUUAGUUUUAAGCGCAUUGCGGCUGGAUCCAUGAUCCUUGGUCAAAUCACAAGCAUCAGCACCCACGAACUCGCAGUCUCUCUACCAAACGGUCUUGUUGGCUUCGUCCCUCUCACCUCCAUCUCGAAGGUCUUGGAUGAUAAGAUCGAGAAGUUGCUCAAUGAUGAAGGAAGCGACGACGAGGACAGCUCAGACGAAGACUCUAUCGAUCUCAAGGACUACUUCUACAUCGGACAGUACAUUCGUACCUACGUUAUUUCCACUGGCACCGAGGCCGCCGAGGCCGGUGUUCGCAGCAAGAAGCGUCUCGAGCUCUCGAUUGAUCCCAAACAGGCAAACACCGGUCUGUCCAAAUCUGAUUUGGUGGUUGACACAGCUAUUCAGGCCUCUGUUGUCAGUGUGGAGGACCACGGUCUGGUUAUGGACCUUGGAAUUGAGGGUGCGGAGCUUAAGGGUUUCAUGUCCUCGAAGGAAGUCGACCCUCGCGUGGAUUAUCACAGUAUUAAAGAAGGUUCAGUCUACCUGUGCAUGGUCACUGGCCAAAAUUCCAGCGGCAAUGUCAUCAAGCUUUCUACCAACCUUCAGUCCGCCGCUUCUAUCAAGAAGUCCCACUUCCUCAGCGCCGCUCCCACAAUCGGCUCUUUCCUUCCUGGUGUCGCUGCUGAGAUCCUUUUGACCGAGGUCACUGAGAGCGGCUUGAUGGGAAAGAUCAUGGGUAUGCUCGAUGCUACCGUUGACCUGGUUCAAUCCGGUGCCAACGAUGGAAAGGUUGACCUGGUCCGGAAGUAUAAGAUCGGAGCCAAGAUCAAGGGUCGUAUUAUCUCAACCUUCCCGUCUGCUGAGCCUUUCAAGGUUGGCUUUUCUAUCCUGGACCACGUUCUCAAGCUCUCCUCUGAGUCUUAUGGCCCUGGUUCAUCUACCGAGGCACCUGCUAUCUCCGCAAUCGUCCCGGAAGCCAAGGUCAUCAAGGUGGACCCUGGCAUGGGUGUUUACGUCCAGAUCGGCGAAACCAAGCACAUUGGUUUCGUUCACAUCUCCCGACUUUCAGAUGGUAAAGUCGAGUCGAUCUCGGAUGAUGAAGGUGCGUUCCAGGUCGGUGCUACUCACGAAGCCCGUAUUGUCGGUUACAACACCCUGGACAACCUUUACCUUCUCUCUUUUGAGAAGACAGUUAUUGAACAGCCUUUCCUCCGCCUUGAAGAUGUUACUGUCGGUGCCAUCGUUAAGGGUAAGGUCGACAAGAUCUUGAUUGGACCUACUGGCAUGGACGGUUUGAUUGUUGGCCUUGCAGAUGGUAUUUCCGGCCUUGUUCCCUCGAUGCACUUUGCAGACUCUCAGCUCCAGUUCCCGGAGAAGAAGUUCCGUGAGGGUAUGAAGAUCUCUGCGAGAAUCUUGUCCGUCAACUUGGAGAAACGCCAAAUUCGGUUGACACUCAAGAAGAGUCUGCUCAACAGCGAGUCCGCUAUCUGGAAAGACUACAAGGACAUCCUGGCCGGUGCUCAGUCCCCCGGAACCAUUGUCAACCUCCAGACUCACGGUGCUGUCGUUCAGUUCUACGGUACCAUCCGUGGUUUCCUUCCUGUGUCCGAAAUGAGCGAGGCCUACAUUAAGGACCCCGCUCAGCAUUUCAAGCUUGGUCAGGUUGUCAAUGUGCACGCCUUGAGCGUGGAUGCAUCCCAGGGUAGACUUGCAGUCUCCUGCAAGGACCCAUCUACUUUCACUGACAAAUACCGCAAGGCUUUUGAAGAUAUCCACCCCGGUCUGCUCAUUGCUGGAACUGUCUUUGAGAAGACCAACGAUGAUCUCCUCCUCAAGCUCGAUGAAUCCGGACUUGUGGCUCGUCUGGACGUGCAGCACAUCAUUGACGGCUCGCCAUCCAAGCAGAGCUCUACUUUGUCGAAGAUUCGUGUAGGCCAGAAGUUGAACGAUCUUAUGGUUCUUGACAUCAAGCGUGCCCACCGUCUUAUCCAAGUCACCGCCAGAGCCAGCCUCAAGAAGGCUGCCAAGUCAAAGUCCAUGCCCAGCCAGUUCACUGAUCUUCAAGAGGGCGCAGCUGUUACCGGAUUUGUCCGUAACAUCACCCCUGCUGGAUUGUUCAUCGAAUUCCUGGGUGGUCUGACUGGUCUUGUCCCCAAGCGUCUGAUUGAAGAAGCCAACCUUUCUCAGGCCGAGUUUGGUCUAUCCAAGGGCCAGACCAUUUCAGUGACAGUUCACUCUGUCGAAAAUGACGUCCAGCGUUUCAUCUUGAGCCAGAAGUCCGCCGAGGCCCCUGUUGAGUCUUCUAAGAAGACCAAGACUCUCAAUCAGCCCGAUAAUGCUCUCGCGAACGCAGUCGAUGAUUCUGUCAAGACACUUUCCGACCUCACCUUUGGCAGACUUGUCAAAUGCAAGGUCAUCUCUAUCAAAUCGACCCAGGUCAAUGUUCAGCUUGCAGAUAACAUCCACGGCCGUAUCGACGUGUCUGAGGUCUUCGACAAGUGGGAUGAUAUCAAGGAUCGGAAACAACCCCUUCGGUUUUUCAAGGCCAAGCAGGAGCUGUCUGCUAAAAUCUUGGGUGUCCAUGAUGCACGCAACCACAAGUUCCUUCCUAUCUCUCACCGCAGUGGCAAGUACCCUGUCUACGAGCUCUCCCUUAAGCCUAGCUUCCUCAAAGCUGCCAACCCCGAGCUUUUGAACAUGGAUCAAGUCAAAGUUGGAUCAUCAUGGAUGGGCUUCGUCAACAACGUUGCCGAGGACAGCCUCUGGAUUAACCUCUCCCCCAAUGUUCGGGGCAGACUUCGUUUCAUGGAUGCGUCAGAUGAUUUGUCUCUUCUGACAGAUGUCGAGAAGAACUUCCCCAUUGGAUCCGCACUGAAGGUCCAAGUCACGGCUGUCAACGCCGAUAAGGGUCACUUGGAUCUUUCUGCCAAGCAGGGCAUUGAUAAGCUUACCUUCGAUGACAUCUCUGUCGGCAUGAUCUUGCCUGGUCGCGUCACCAAGGUGACUGAGAAGCAGUUGAUUAUGCAGCUUAAUGAUGCACUUGUUGGUGCUGUCAACAUGCUCGAUCUGGCCGAUGAUUACUCCAAGGCCAAUCCAACUUUGCACCAAAAGAACGAGGUUCUGCGGGCUUGCGUUGUUGCUGUCGACAAGUCCCACAAGAAGAUCAACCUGUCACUUCGCCCUUCCAAGGUCAUGAGCUCGUCUCUCUCCGUUCAAGAUCGUGAGAUCUCUUCUAUCAAGGACCUCAAGCCUAAUGAUGUUGUUCGAGGUUUUGUCAAGCGCGUUGCCGAUUCUGGUCUGUUUGUCGCUGUUGGCCAGGAUGUCACUGCCUACGUUCGUGUCUCUGACCUCUCUGAUUCUUACCUCAAGGAAUGGAAGGAUUCCUUCCAAGUGGAUCAGCUUGUCAAGGGCCGUGUUACCGUGGCCGAUGCCGAGCAGGGUAAGCUGCAGAUGAGCUUGAAGGAGUCCGUCUUGGACCCUAACUUCAAGGCCUUGAUCACUCUCCAGGAUCUUAAGGUCGGCCAAGUUGUUACCGGAAAGGUUCGCAAGGUUGAGGAGUUUGGUGCAUUCAUUGUUGUGGAUGGAUCCAAGAACGUCAGCGGUCUUUGUCACCGCAGCGAGAUGGCCGACAAGCGCAUUCAAGAUGCCCGUAAGCUGUACGAUGCAGGUGAUGCUGUCAAGGCCAAGGUCAUCAAGAUCGAUCUCGAGCAAGGAAAGGUCUCCUUCUCUCUCAAGGCCUCCCACUUCCAGGAUGAGGAUAGCGAAGAUGAGGAAAUGAGCGAAGAUGGCCUCGGCGGCGUCGAGCUUGGAGAGGAUGCCAGUGACGAUGAUGACAUCUCCAUGGGAGGUGUGGAUGUUGACGAGGAUAGUGAUGAGGAUGAGGAUGAGGACGAGGAUGAGGAUGAUGAGAGCGACGACGAUGUUGCUAUGACCGGUACCAAGCCUUCCAAGGUCGGUGGACUUGGUGCUUCUGGUUUCGACUGGAAUGGCAAUGCUCAGGAGGCAACCGAGACUGCUGUCAUUGACAGCGAUGACGAAGGCUCCAAGAAGAAGAAGAAGAAGAACCGUAAGGCUGAGAUCCAGGUUGAUCGUACCGGCGAUUUGGAUGCCAACGGCCCACAGACCGUUGCUGACUACGAGCGUCUUCUUCUUGGUGAAUCCGACUCCUCGCUCUUGUGGCUGCAGUACAUGGCAUUCCAGCUCGAGUUGGGUGAGGUCGAAAAGGCCCGCACCAUUGCCGAGCGUGCCCUCCGUACCAUCACCAUGGGUCAGGAUUCCGAGAAGUUGAACAUCUGGGUGGCCUUGCUGAACAUGGAAAACACAUACGGCGAUGACGAUAGCCUCGAGGAGGUGUUCAAGCGCGCAUGCCAGUUCAACGAUCCCGAAGAGAUCUACGAGCGCAUGAUCAGCAUCUACAUCCAGUCCGGAAAGAACGAGAAAGCGGAUGAUCUCUUCCGAACUGCCAUGAAGAAGAAGAUUUCAAACCAGUCUCCCAAGUUCUUCCUCAACUACGCCACCUUCCUCUUCGACACUUUAGCCGUCCCCGAUCGUGGCCGCGGUCUUCUCGGACGUGCCCUGCAAUCACUUCCCCCGCACACACACAUUGAAACCACCUCCAAAUUUGCACAACUGGAAUUCCGGUCCGCCAACGGUGACCCGGAGCGUGGUCGCACCGUGUUUGAAGGUCUUCUGUCCUCAUUCCCCAAGCGCAUUGACUUGUGGAACGUGCUUCUGGAUCUGGAAAUCAGUGCCGGUGAUGCGGAGCAAGUCCGCCGUCUAUUCGAGCGUGUCCUUGGACUGCAGAACAAGAAGGGUGUCAUCAGCGUGGACGCUAGCAAGAAGCUCAAGCCCAAACAGGCCAAGUUCCUGUUCAAGAAGUGGCUUACUUAUGAGGAGAUCCUGGCUUCUGCCAGCGGUAACGAAAAGAUCGUCGAGGACAUCAAGGCGCGGGCAGCGGCCUACUUCAUCUCUCUCACAUUUGGUAUCGUUCUCUCGUUCUUUCCUGACGAGUACGACCGAGCGGCCCCCAACUGGGCUCGCACCGGCGACCAGAUCGACACUCACGACAUCUCUCGCUGGCCCACCGACAUAUCCCGUGAUAUCAUUCCAUUUGGCUGCCACUCUCAUAAUGACUACUGGCGCCGCGUACCUCUCUACUCGGCCUUACAGGCAGGCUGUAUCGGCAUCGAGGCGGACGUUUGGCUAUUCGACAACGAGCUCUACAUCGGCCACACUAGCACCUCCUUAACGUCGCGCCGCACCCUGCGCUCGAUGUACAUUGACCCACUGGUCCGCAUCCUUGAGAACCAGAACCCCAGCACCCCAUUCCAACGCUUCGUCAGCAAGCCCCCGCAUGGCGUAUUCGACACAGACCCCGAGCAAACGCUGAUCCUUCUCAUCGAUUUCAAAACCGACGGUGUCGCAACUUGGCCUGCAGUCUCCGAGCAGCUCGCCCCUCUGCGAGACAGGGGAUACCUCACGCAUUUUAAUGGGCGCGAGGUCGUCCCCGGGCCCAUCACCGUGGUCGGAACCGGCAACACACCCUUCAAUCUGACUAUCGCGAACUCCACGUACCGUGAUAUCUUCUUCGAUGCGCCACUGGACAAGUUGGUCGAUAUCGAGAACUCGGAUGACGAGCUGGUAUCUUUCUCUUCUGCCAAGGGACCUACCGGUCUUGGCCAAGGCUUGUCUGGUAUGCCGGAUAUCAUCACGGCAAAUACGUUCAAUACUACAAAUAGCCUUUACGCUUCUGUGGAUUUCAAGGCAGCAAUCGGGUUUCCUUGGCCGUUUCAUUUCUCGAAGCAUCAGAUCGACUUGAUUCGUACCCAUGUGCGAGUUGCGCAUCAGCAUGGCCUUAAGGUGCGGUAUUGGGGUUUGCCAAGUUGGCCGCGGAGCUUGCGAAAUCAUAUCUGGCGGAUUCUUGUCCAAGAGGGAGUUGAUUUAUUGAAUGUGGAUGAUUUAGUUGAGGCUACUAAAGGUAACUGGGAGAUUAAGAUCUUUGCCUGGUGGAAGUAG
Penicillium verhagenii is the source of this 6432-nucleotide messenger RNA. RefSeq names its product putative rRNA biogenesis protein RRP5. Bases 1 to 6432 code for a protein of 2143 amino acids. Gene Ontology annotation, cellular component: nucleolus; small-subunit processome. Gene Ontology annotation, biological process: rRNA processing; lipid metabolic process. Gene Ontology annotation, molecular function: phosphoric diester hydrolase activity; protein binding; RNA binding. The record is from RefSeq and is a predicted model, not a curated record. The transcript has 4 exons. NCBI's taxonomy places the organism in Eukaryota, Fungi, Ascomycota, Eurotiomycetes, Eurotiales, Aspergillaceae.